CCGAUGGCGUAUCUCACUCAGCCGCUUUUCAUGUAUCGAAUUUAUCAAGCAUUUCUCUACCUAGUAUAAGUAGUAGAACAAGAAUCAACGUACUCCAACUUUGUCUUCAUUCAGUCGUCUCAUCACCCCUCAAAGCUCCCUUUUGUUUCCUUUUUAGAGCUCUGGACCGACUUGGAUUACUUUCUCUGUGCCGAAUAUUCGUUUCCAUGUCUUUUUUGUUGGGUGAAAUAAUAGAGCUUUGCCUAAGCAGAUGAAGCGGAUUUCAGAGGCUGAAAUGGGAGGGAAGCAGGCCGAAGCUUCGAACCCCAGGGACAGGGGCUCCUCUAUCUGGUGUUUUCUGGUUUUACUAAUCGGAGCUCUUGUAGUAACAGCAGCUGCACUCACGAUUUUAAAGUACUUGCAUUUUUCCAAGAACAAUGAAGCUCACCCCAUCAACAAGAAAUAUGCCGAUGCUCUUGAACUAGCUCUUCAAUUCUUUGACGUACAAAAAUCUGGCAAGUUAGUGGAUAAUAGGAUUCCUUGGAGAGGAGACUCGGGGCUGCAAGAUGGGAGUGAAGAGAAUUUGGAUUUAUCAAAAGGAAUGUAUGAUGCUGGGGAUGCAAUGAAAUUUGGAUUCCCAAUGGCAUUCACUGCCACAGUACUUUCAUGGUCGAUUCUUGAGUAUGGUGGUCAAAUGAAUGCUGUGAAGCAAAUCGGAUAUGCAUAUAAUUCUCUUAGGUGGAUCACAGAUUACCUUAUCAAUUCACAUCCUUCUGAGAACGUGCUUUAUUUCCAGGUGGGAGAUCCGGGAUUGGACCACAAAUGUUGGGAAAGACCUGAAACCAUGACAGAAAGAAGGCCUGUAACACAGGUUAAUACAUCUUUCCCCGGAACUGAAGUGGCGGCGGAAACAGCUGCUGCUCUGGCAUCGGCUUCUCUGGUUUUCAAGGAAAACGACCCUGAUUAUUCGAGUUCGCUCCUUACGCAUGCUAGGCAACUCUUCACUUUUGCUGAUACUUAUAGAGCUUCUUACAGCAUCAGUAUUCCUCAAGUGCAGGGAUUCUACAAUUCCACAGGAUAUGGAGAUGAACUGCUGUGGGCUGCUUCAUGGCUCUAUCAUGCUACACGAGACGAUUCGUACUUGAGAUACGUAACCGAGCUAAACGGGCAACGUUUUGCCAAUAUGGAGAUUACAACUUGGUUCAGUUGGGAUGACAAGCUUGCUGGAACUCAGGUCCUACUCUCCAGGAUAAUCUUUUUCGGUGCCAAAGACAUGCCGACCGUCGAGAACUUAGAUCUCCAAAUGUAUAGGAAAACAGCUGAGCUUGUCAUGUGUGGUCUUCUACCAGAUUCACCAACUGCCACAUCAAGAAGAACAGAUGGUGGCUUGAUAUGGAUCACAGAAUGGAACCCAUUGCAGCAUGCAGUGGCUUCUGCAUUCCUAGCUGUACUUUACAGCGAUUACAUGCUCACUUCGCAAACCGAAACACUAUAUUGCAGUGGGAAUCCAUACAAGCCAGACGAUCUUCGCAACUUCGCUAUUUCCCAGGCAGAUUAUGUUCUGGGAGAAAAUCCCAUGAAGAUGAGCUAUCUUGUUGGUUAUGGUAGUAGGUACCCCUUUUAUGUACACCAUAGGGGAUCUUCAAUUCCGGUGAAUGCCGACACCAGCUGCCAAGACGGGUUCAAAUGGCUUUAUUCAGAUGACCCGAAUCCAAAUAUAGCUGUUGGAGCACUUGUUGGCGGCCCUUCUUUGAAUGAUUCCUAUUCUGAUACUCGAGACAAUGUGAAACAGAGUGAACCAAGCACGUAUAACAGUGCCCUCCUCGUUGGCCUGCUUUCUGGCCUCAUCUCAACUUCGUCUGUGGUUAAAUCUUAUACAUAG
Gossypium arboreum is the source of this 1861-nucleotide messenger RNA. RefSeq names its product endoglucanase 2-like. The transcript has 6 exons. The record is from RefSeq and is a predicted model, not a curated record. Lineage: Eukaryota; Viridiplantae; Streptophyta; Magnoliopsida; Malvales; Malvaceae. Gene Ontology annotation, molecular function: hydrolase activity, hydrolyzing O-glycosyl compounds. Bases 251 to 1861 code for a protein of 536 amino acids. Gene Ontology annotation, biological process: carbohydrate metabolic process.